AUGUUGUCCUUCAAUGAUUUUGUCUCUUUGUGGGAGAAAAAGAUUGGCAAGACCCUUGAGAAGACUUUAAUAUCCCAGAAGAUCAACUUGUCAAGAAAAUCCAUGGGAGAUAUCUAUGAUCACAAUAGUUUGGUGGAGGCAAUCAAGAAAGUUGAUGUAGUGAUUUCCAGUGUAGGGAUGGAGCAGAUUGCUGAUCAGACCAAGAUCAUUGCUGCCAUCAAAGAAGCUGGAAAUAUCAAGAGAUUUCUGCCAUCUGAGUUCGGAACAGAUGUCGAUCACAUCCAUCCCGUCGAGCCAGCCGGAACGUUUUUCCGGAACAAAUCUAACAUCAGGAGAGCCAUAGAGGCUGAAGGAAUUUCAUACACCUUUGUGGUGUCCUAUGGCUUUGCAGGCUAUAUGCUGCCUAGUGUGGGAGACUCUAACGCAAAAGUUCCUCCCAAAGAGAAAGUAAAAAUCUUAGGAGAUGGAAAUUGCAAAGGUGUGUUUGUGGAGGAAGAGAACAUUGCAACUUAA
Molecule: messenger RNA, 513 nt
Organism: Morus notabilis
Lineage: Eukaryota; Viridiplantae; Streptophyta; Magnoliopsida; Rosales; Moraceae
Product: isoflavone reductase-like protein
Exons: 4
Coding region: 1-513 (170 amino acids)
Source: RefSeq, a predicted model, not a curated record